AUGAGUACAACAAAAAAAUCGAAAGUUUGGAUGUUUUUCAAAGAUUCCGAGGAGGAGAGUAAAGCAGAAUGUACAAUUUGCAACGCUCUUAUUUCAAGAGGUGGAAAAGGAAAAUCAGCAACAACUAGUUCCCUUAUAAACCACAUAAAAGAAGCGCUUCAAAGGGAAUUUAAUUCAGAGAGCAGCAGUAGCGAUGAUAGAGAUAACGAUGAAGAGUUAACUUCAACAAGUGGGAUCAAUCGAAGUCAUGAUUUUUUAUGUAAACCACCGAUUUUGCAAUCAAGACCAUAUUCAAAUUUAGAUGAGAAAACGGAUGAGUCCUCGACGUUAUCGCCACCAUCUUUUGCGAGUUAUGCUGCGCAUUAUGAUGAUUGCUUAGUUUCAAAAACUUCGUGUGGGUCUAUGUUUAGUCACCCGUACAGGAAGCAACGGGGUGAAAAAAAGCCGAUUCCGGCUGAUCAAAAAGACGAAAAGUAUUAUGAAAGGCGAAGAAGGAAUAAUCAAGCUGCUAAAAAAUCAAGGGAUGCAAGAAAGCAAAGGGAAGAUCAGAUAGCGUUGAGAGCAACGAUUUUAGAACAUGAAAACGCUCUGUUAAAGGCGCAAUUGUUAACCGUAAGAGAAGAAGCAUCAUCUUUAAGGCAACUUUUGUUAGAGAAAAAAUCUAUAGAGUUUUCUCUAAAAUAA
This is a messenger RNA of Onthophagus taurus, 684 nucleotides long. The record is from RefSeq and is a predicted model, not a curated record. Lineage: Eukaryota; Metazoa; Arthropoda; Insecta; Coleoptera; Scarabaeidae.